Ctenocephalides felis (cat flea) is the source of this 423-nucleotide messenger RNA. RefSeq lists its product as uncharacterized. Lineage: Eukaryota; Metazoa; Arthropoda; Insecta; Siphonaptera; Pulicidae. Bases 1 to 423 code for a protein of 140 amino acids. The transcript is spliced from 2 exons. The record is from RefSeq and is a predicted model, not a curated record.
AUGAAAGGAAGGGUUUUGAAGUACGACACGAUAAACAGCCCAAAAGAAUAUAAUAUCACCGGAGGUGUUCCACGAUUGAUGCCUAACAUCGGCGGACCAAAGCAGAGCAGGAGACUUACACUUGCAUCAGUAGUUGCGUCAGUGCUCACUUAUGGAAUACCUAUUUGGGCAGACGCACUAGGGCUCCAAGAAUCAUGGAGGAAAAUUGGUCCUGUAUACCGCUUGAGUGCUUUACGAGUAGUAUGCGGAUUCCGCACAAUAUCUGAGGAAGCGGUAUGUGUCAAUGCCGGGACUCUGCCUCUUAGGGUCUUAGCUGAGGCAAGACAAAAUCUUUACCAACGCAAGAGGUCAACGACAUUAAGCGCUGAUGAUCUCAGAACCGAAGAACGUCUUAACACCAUAAGACGAUGGCAAAUACAGUGA